CCCGUUUUAAUACCCUUCAUUUUCACUCCCAUUAUUGCACUCACUCACUCGCUCAUUCACUCACCGCCGUUGCCAACCGUCGUAGUUUGUUUCACUUCACUUUCCAAUCCCUCGAUAAGAAUGAAGACCUCAAUCAUCGCCUCUAUCCUCGGUGCCGCCCUCUUGGUCGCUGCCCAGACCGAAGUCCCUAGUUUGUCGGACUUGCCCUCAUGUGCAUUGCCAUGCGCCGGGGACGCCGUAUCUGGCACUGGCACUGGCUGCCAAGCUGGCAAUAUACCCUGCGCCUGCAGGAACGAGAAGUUCAUCAGUGACGUUUCCAAUUGUCUCAGGGCUGCCUGCACCGAGCCCCAGGAUAUCCAGAAGGCAAUAUCCGUCGCCCAGGGACUUUGCGGUACCAACCUCCCCAGCGGCGCCGUCUCCUCCAUCCAAGCCAACCCAACCGGUAACACCACCAGCUCCGGCUCUGGAAAUAAUAGCACCAAGACUACCAGCGGAGGCGGUCCCGGCGGGAGCUCCGGCUCGGCCACCUCUACAAGUGAAACCGGUGGAGCUGCUGGGCUCGUUCCAGGUGGCUUCGCUAUCGCCGCCAUCUUCGCUGGUUUGUUGGCUUUGUAAGACUUUUUUAAUUUACAUGAACGGACGAAUGGUUGGCUUGGGUUGGGACAGUUGGGUGUGUGUUAAUGCUUGGGAAGGAAUGGGUUUAAGGACGUUAUUUCUUAAAGUGGGUUUUUAAUGUAAAGUAUGAGAAUCGAUCCUUUGGCUCUUCUCCAA
Tuber melanosporum (Perigord truffle) is the source of this 771-nucleotide messenger RNA. RefSeq lists its product as uncharacterized. Bases 121 to 615 code for a protein of 164 amino acids. The record is from RefSeq and is a predicted model, not a curated record. Lineage: Eukaryota; Fungi; Ascomycota; Pezizomycetes; Pezizales; Tuberaceae. The transcript has 3 exons.